Messenger RNA from Marchantia polymorpha subsp. ruderalis, 1936 nucleotides. Lineage: Eukaryota; Viridiplantae; Streptophyta; Marchantiopsida; Marchantiales; Marchantiaceae. The record is from the annotation of a GenBank genome assembly.
CCAAUUCUCCAAGCCACUGGACUUUGGCAGCUCGCGCACGGGAGACUGUUUUAACCAGAUUAAACGUGCUGUCGGAUCAGGCGAUGAAGAGUCGAAGGCCACGAGCUGGAACUUGAGAGCUGUGUUGUGCUCGGUAGACAAUUGUCCCUGCGCAUCGCGUCUGCUGAAGGUUUGAGCAGUAUUGGGACUGCUGAUUUCCGAGACCUCGAUCAAGCGAUUAAGCGACACUUUCCAAUUUGAGGUUCCGGUAUGUUGCAUAUCUAAGGUUGUCAAUGCCGAUUUCACUUUCUUUUCAAACGGAAACAUGAAAUCUGAUUGCUGGGGUCGUAAAGAAUGGCUAAGUUGGAGAUUGCCUUGACUUUAGAGCAACAUCAACUCGAUUGGCUCCAAAGCAUGGCGAAGAAGUACAAUUUGCCAACAGCAGACAAAGCUCUCAGAAUUGUCAUAAUGUACCUGAAGCAAAUAAAAGACUCUGCAGAUGCUAAGCUAAAAGAGCUUUCAUCCAACUCACACGUCGAACAAAAUCCAGUCACAGGGAACCAUGCCAUCGAUCAAGUGCAUGACAGUUUUUUGGACGAGGUUAUGAUCACAUACAAUCUAUCAAGCAAAGACAAGGUAGUUCACUUAAUAUUGGAGUAUGCUAUGAGUAAUGCAGAUGAAAGAACACUCUUCGAAGUGAAACGAUGCAGACAUGGGGAGACAUGCAAAAACUGCUGAUCCACAAUAUGCCGCUGAACCAAUUCUGUCUCUGUGCUUCGUUAAUAUCUCAGAAACAAGAAGGUUGUGUAUAGGACAGCAGGGGAGCGAAAGCGGUGAAUCACCAAAUUCAGACGAUUAUGUAAUGGGACCAGUUGUUAGCUGUUGUCAUUGUGGUUUACAUCAUCCGCCGACCAUAUUUUAACUCUCUCUGUUGACGUAGAAACAGAGAAAUAUUGUCUCCCGAAUGUGACAGUUGAUGACAACCGAUCAUCUUUAAUCUCUCUCUGUUCAAGUAGAAACAGAGAAAUAUUGUCAACUGUCACAUCCUCCUGAAUGUGACAGUUGAUGACCACGUAGACUUCUUGCAACUGAAGUGCUUCUCAAUUAUUUGGAAUAUUGUCUCCUGAACGUGACAGUUGAUGACCACGUAGACAUUUUGCAACUGAAAUAAUUCUCAAUUACUUGAAAUUUUGUCUCAUGAAUGUGACAGUUGAUGACCAUGUAGACUUUUUGCAACUGAAAUACUUCUCAAUUACUUGAAAUUUUGUCUCCUGAAUGUGACAGUUGAUGACCAUGUAGACUUUUUGCAACUGAAUUACUUCUCAAUUACUUGAAAUUUUGUCUCCUGAAUGUGACAGUUGAUGACCAUGUAGACUUUUUGCAACUGAAUUACUUCUCAAUUACUUUUACGUUGUUCUUCUCGUAUCAAAGCAGGUCGAAAUAUAGGAUACUUAAAUACCAAGCCUGCUGUGACCACUUUGGAUUAGCAGGUGUCAUCCAGUGCAUUUCUUCGUCGUGCAGUUGCAGGUUGAAGUAGAGGAAAGACAACCAAAGCGUGUGAAUGUCAGCAUUUGAAAGGUCACGAGUAUGGUACCAUCGACAGCAUUGGGUCCUUAUUGUGUGGAAGGCCUUUACUCAAUGUUAAUCUAACACGAUUGCGAGCAGAGUUGCAGGUGUACAUGAGGCUGAAGAGGUCUUUAGUGGUUGAGGGAAGAAAAGUCUGUCCGUAAUUUGCUACUACCUGCCUCUCGAGUGGGAAGUGAUAUAAUAUGACGAGGUUGGAAUAUGAAUUGUCAGGGGUCAACUAGCUCGCCUGGACCACUCUUUCUAAUCCAGUCUCUGUUAACAGGAAACACCAGAAUUGCAACAACCUUCAAUGUUUACUUUUAUGCCAUCAUAUGACUAUUUUUGCUGCUUUGAUACUAGUAGUAUAUGAGUUCCUUUCAGCUCAACAAUU